Molecule: messenger RNA, 1329 nt
Organism: Aethina tumida (small hive beetle)
Lineage: Eukaryota; Metazoa; Arthropoda; Insecta; Coleoptera; Nitidulidae
Product: pleckstrin homology domain-containing family J member 1-like
Exons: 1
Coding region: 255-881 (208 amino acids)
Biological process (GO): retrograde transport, endosome to Golgi; receptor recycling; endosome organization
Cellular component (GO): early endosome; trans-Golgi network; recycling endosome
Source: RefSeq, a predicted model, not a curated record
CGAGAUUAAAGUUAAUGCGCAUGAGCGGUUGCGAAAUCAAAUUACCAACACGUGCAGAUUUCUAUAAUGACAGUUAAAAAUAUUAAAAAUAAAUUCCCCACAAUUUCCAAUGUAACUAGACACUUAUCUCUGCUUUUAUAUUUAUUUACAUUGUGAUUAUGUCUUAGAGCUAGACUAAACAAUGCAGAAGUAGUGCGGGAAGUGCAACAGCUUUAAUUAAAAUUAUGUUUUUUUGUGAUCAUUAAAAAUCAAGUAUGAGGUUCAAUGACAGGGAAUUGGCGAAGCUAAGUGAAGGAAAAUGCGACUUGGAAGGCGUUUUAACUCACAGAAAACCACAAGGAAAAGACUGGUAUCAACAACAGCCGUUCAAAGAACGAGUAUUUAAGCUAAUAUCCAACCUACUGUUUUACUAUCGAGUCAACGAACAAGAGCCACUAGGAGUUUUAGUUUUAGAAAAUGCCCAGAUAGCAUACGAAAGCCCACACACAGGGAUGAAUUUUGCGUUCUCAAUACAGUUUAAGGUGAACAAAAGUGUGGACAAUGAUGCGAAACACAUAUUCUCUUGUAGGUGUCAAGAUGAUGUGAAUAAAUGGGUGUCAGCUUUAAAAAUGGCCUCAUAUGAGUAUUGGCGAUCGCAGUUGCUUAUAUUAAAGACUAAGUUGAGUAUGAAAACUGGCAAAGAUCCAAUUUUAAACAUAAUGGAAAACAAACAGCUCACCACUCAAAGUCACAAGAAAGAAGUGAAGAAAACCAAAGUGAAGAACAGCAGUGCUACAUUCUACAGUCAUGUAGGAUCAACAUUUUACCAAAGCUCAUAUUCGUCCACCAAAACCAUCACUCAAUCCAACAACAUACCUAUAGACACUUUGAUUGAUUUAUAAUCAGAAAUUUCUAGUUUGUACACCUCACAAUUCUUGUAGUUCUCUCAAAAGACCUGUACAUAAUUGUAUUGAAACAAAUUGUGAUAUAAAAUCAGUGAAGUAUAUAUAUAUAUAUAUCUGUGUGUGUAAUGUGUUCCAACUUAUUUAUUUGCUUAGUGAUCCUUAACAUUUAUUUAUGUUAUUUAAGUUGGCUACUUACUAUCAUUGCUCUCACACUUGCCAAGCCUGUAAUCCUAAAUAUUUAUUUUUCUUAUUUACUUUUUAAAAACUUUAUUUACAUUAGAAUAUCUGGAAUUGGAAACAAUUCCAGUUUAGUUAAUUGAGACCUAAGUACAACUGUAAACUCAUGUUAUUAAGUUCUGUAAUUUGUAUAAAAUAUAUUGAAAAUGUAAUUUAACUGUUCCUCAGGACUAUAUGUAUAUUUAAAUAAAUGAAAUAGUUUUUCACA